AUGCGGAAAUCAUAUGCUGUAUAUUCUGACUCAGAAUUAUCUUCAUUAAAAUCCAUUUUCCAAAAACUUAUUAACAAUAAUAAUGAAUAUCCAGAUUAUCCCAAAACUCUCUUAAAAUCUUUGGAAUUUUCUUCAGUCUUACGUGGUACUUCUUCAAAAUCUCAAAAAAUAAAACCAUUGUCAUUAUUAAUCUUAACAAAAUUACAUGAACAUUCUUGUAAAAAUAAUUUAUUGGAUUUAUUUAAAAAAUCUUCUAGUAAUAUCAUUUUGGAUUGGUUAAAUUCAACUGAAAAAAAUGUCAAAUUAGAUGGCUAUCAUUCACUUGAAGCAUUAUUUCAAAUUUCUCAUGAAUUGGGUUCUAACAUUUUAUUAAAAGAUGGGGUCAUGGAAGAUAUUAUGGAUUGUAUAGAAUUUGAACCUGAUGAAGUUCAAAUUUCCAUCACUGAAUUAUUAUCAGUGGCUUGUGCACAAAAAAAUUCCAGAGCUUUGGUAAUAACUCAUUGUCAAAAAUAUUUAACAACUUUGAUGACAAAUAAAAAUCAAAAACUUAAAACUUUGGCAGCAGUUAUUUUAACAAAAAUUAUGUUAAAUGAAAAAUCCAGUGACGAUAUCAACAACAACAAAAAUAAUGAUGAUGAUAAUAAGAUUAAAGUUAUUGAUGAAAAUGAAGAAUUUCUCAUAGAUUUAUUUGAAAAUAUGGUAUUGAACAAUCAAAAUGAUGUUGGAAUAAGAAUUAAUGCUAUUGAAGGUUUGGCUUAUUCUAGUUUGAAAUCUACAAUGAAAGAAAUGAUUUCGUAUCAUCCAACUUUACUUUUAGAAAUUUAUAAAUUAAUUCAAGAUUCUGAAAAAACAAAUAAUACUUUAUUUUAUGGUGUGGCGAUAAUAUUAUCUAAUAUUACUUCUUAUAAGAAGAAAUUAAGUGAAACUGAAGAAAAAUAUUUACGAUUAAAAAAAAUGGCAGGAGAAUCAUCUUCAAAUUUAGAACCUGAUCCUUUAGAUAAUGAUGAAUAUGUAAUUAAUCGUUGUAAACAAGUUAUGAAUUCAGGAGUGAUUAAACCUUUAAUUAUAAUGUUAAAAAGUAAUAGUCAAGUAAUUCGACAACUUAUAACAAAAAUAUUUUUAAAUCUUGCCACGGAUCAAAAUAAUCGAGGAAAAAUAGUUCAACAAGAAUCAAAAGAAUCAAUGUUAAAUGUGAUUCACACUUUGGCAAAAAUUGCUAUUACCAUGGAUCCAAAUUUAGCAUUUAGAGGAGAAAGAUCAUCAGAUUUAGUAAGACCAUUUUUAAUAUUAUGUCAAAGUGAAAGUGAACUUUGUCAAUUUGAAGCAUUAAUGGCAUUAACCAAUUUAAGUGGUGUAGAUGAUGAGAUUCGAAAGAAAAUUUUUGAAAGUAAAGGAAUUCCAAUUAUUGAAAAUUUACAACUUUCUGAUAAUUUCAUGAUUCGAAGAGCUGCCACCGAAUUUUUAUGUAACAUGAUGUUUUUUGAACCGGUUUUUAAUUUGUAUAGUGAAUCCGAAGAAAAGAUUAAAAUAUUGGUGGCACUUUCUGAAUCAGAAGAUUUUGCAACUAAAAGAGCAGCCAGUGGAGCAUUAGCAAUCCUUUCGAUUGAUCCUGAAUCAUGUCAAUCAAUAAUGAAACGAUCAUAUGGAAUUGAUGUAUUAAAAGCUUUAUUAAUUGAUCAAUCCGAAGAACUUCAACAUCGAAGUUUAGAAAUUAUUAAAAACAUGACAAAAGUUGAUAAUAAUAAAGAAAUUGUGGAGGCAUUAAUUAAAAAUAAGAUUCAUGAAGAGUUGGCAAAAUUUAUUAAAAAGUGUAAAAUUCAAUCUUUAGUAAGUCUUGCGGUUGAAGCAUUAAAAGAAAUUUCUAAAAAACAAUAA
Molecule: messenger RNA, 1875 nt
Organism: Diversispora eburnea
Lineage: Eukaryota; Fungi; Glomeromycota; Glomeromycetes; Diversisporales; Diversisporaceae
Source: the annotation of a GenBank genome assembly